Aspergillus mulundensis is the source of this 2022-nucleotide messenger RNA. RefSeq names its product terpene cyclase/mutase family protein. Gene Ontology annotation, biological process: triterpenoid biosynthetic process. Gene Ontology annotation, cellular component: lipid droplet. NCBI's taxonomy places the organism in Eukaryota, Fungi, Ascomycota, Eurotiomycetes, Eurotiales, Aspergillaceae. Gene Ontology annotation, molecular function: intramolecular transferase activity. Bases 1 to 2022 code for a protein of 673 amino acids. The transcript has a single exon. The record is from RefSeq and is a predicted model, not a curated record.
AUGCAGCACCCCGGCGAGAAGUUGUCGUCUUCCCUCCGCGACGCCCUCCAGGCCGCCACAGCCUGGGGCGCCAACGAAGCCCACGACGACGGCCACUGGUACGGCGAGCUCAAGGCCAAUGCUACACUGACAGCCGAAUACAUCAGUUUACUGUGCGCCCUCGACAUGCCCAUUCCCAAUCCAAACGGAUGGAUCCAGUGGCUGCUGGCGAACCAGCACGACGACGGCGGCUGGGGCAUCGCAGCCAGUCUGCCCGGCGAGAUCUCGACCAGCGUGGAAGCGUAUUUUGCGCUGAAGCUGCUCGGCCUCUCUCCUGACCAUGCGGCCAUGCGCAGAGCUCGCCAGUUCAUCAUCUCCGCCGGUGGCGUCGAGAAAGUCCGGGUCUUUACGCGCAUCAACCUGGCCAUCUUCGGCCUCUACCCGUGGACUGCCGUCCCCCAGCUCCCCCCAGAGCUGAUCAUGAUCCCGACCUGGGUCCCCUUCAACAUCUACAACAUGUCCUCGUGGGCCCGAUCCACCGUCGUCCCCCUGACCAUCGUCCGCCACCACGAGCCCGUCUUCCGGCCUGCGGCGAUGGAGAAGCAAGGCCGCGCCUACCUCGACGAGCUGUGGUGCAACCCCGAGAACAAGCAAGUCCCCUACGCCCCAGGCAUCACCACGCUGCUGAAGGGCGACUUCUUCAGCACUGCCAGCGUCGCCGCCGACUACGUCCUCCACAAACUCAACGGCCUGCGCUUCUCCCCGCUCAACCGCAUCGCCCGCCGCAAGUGCCUCGCCUGGAUCCUCGAGCGCCAGGAGAAAGCCGGCGACUGGGCCGGCAUCUUCCCUCCCAUGUUCUUUGGGGUUCUGGCUCUCCUGCUCGAGGGGUACUCCAUGAAUUCUGCGCCCGUCCGCGGCGGCUUGUCUGGCCUGGAGCGCUUCAUCUGGUCCGACAAGAACGGCAUCCGCAUGCAGUCGUGCGUCUCGCCCGUGUGGGAUACCGUCCUCAUGACGAUCGGCCUGCAUGAUGCGGGCUAUCCCCGUCCACACCUGCAGAAGGGCAUCGACUGGCUCACGGCACGGCAGCACACCGGCCGCAACGGCGACUGGAAGGUCCUCAAGCCAACCGUCACAACCGGCGGCUGGGCCUUCGAGUACCACAACACCUGGUACCCGGACGUCGACGACACAGCCGCCGCGAUCCUGGCGUAUGCAAAGCAGGACCCGGCCUCCGUGAACAGGCGCGUCGUCACCAACGCCAUCGAGUGGGUUAUUGGUAUGCAGAACGGCGACGGCGGCUGGGGCGCCUUUGACUGGGAGAACAACAAGGAGUUCUUCAAUAGGAUCCCUUUCUCCGAUAUGGACAGCAUGUGCGAUCCCUCGACCGCCGAUGUGACCGGUCGCAUUCUCGAGGCGUUUGGGCUCGUUCUGAAGAUUGGGACAGAGACGCCAUCCCACCAGGUCUCGUCAUCGCUGGAAUCACGCAUGCGCGAGACGGCCGCUCGCGCCAUCGCCUACCUCGAGGCCCAAGAGGAGCCCUUUGGCGCGUGGUACGGCCGCUGGGGCGUGAACUACAUCUACGGGACCAGCAAUGUUCUCUGCGGGCUGACGUACUGGGAGACGAACCCCGACGGGUCAUCGAAUGACACCGUGCGCAUGCUCAUGGACGACGGCGCGCGGUGGCUCGUCAAGAUGCAGCAGCCCGACGGCGGCUGGGGCGAGUGUCUGGAGACGUACAGGGACGUCAGUCUCGCGGGGACGGGCCCGACCAGCGCAACGCACACGGCGUGGGCGAUCAUGGGUUUGGUGGCGCGCUUGGAUCCGGGCGAUCCGGUGCUUGUCCGUGGCGUGCAGUUUCUGAUGCAUCGCCAGGUGAAGGAGGGGGAGCUGAACGGGUCGUGGGAUGAGCAGCCGUAUGCGGGCGUGGGCUUCCCGAAUCACUUCUACAUUGACUACACGCUGUACAAGCAUUACUUUCCGCUGAUGGCGCUGGGAAGGUAUGCGCGGGCGGUUGGGGUGGUCGAGGAGUCGGAGUUGGCGUAA